AUGUAUCUGUCCCCUGAACCCUGCAUCCUGUGCCCGUGUGCGUCAACCAAAGAAGCUGUGAAGGACAAAGCCAAAGAUGGCAAAAAGAAGGUUCCUAAGAUCUUCUUUGGGACUCGCACUCAUAAGCAGAUAACUCAGAUCGCCCAUGAGCUGAAGCGCACGGUUUACUCCGGCGUGGCCAUGACCAUCUUAUCCAGCAGAAAUCAGACAUGUGUCCAUCCAGAAGUGGUGCCUCACUCCAACCGCAAUGAACGCUGCAGGGAUCUACUGGAGGCUAAAGAUGGUAAAUCAUGCCGCUACUACCACGGUGUCCAAAGGAUGCGGGAUCAGUGUUCACUGCAGCGGGUCCACGGACUCUCUGAAGCCUGGGACAUUGAGGACAUAGUGGCACUGGGUAAACGCCUUCGCUCAUGCCCCUACUACGCUGCACGAGAACUCAUGCAGGAUGCCUCCAUCGUCUUCUGUCCAUAUAACUACCUGCUGGACCCAAUGAUCAGAGAGAGUAUGGAGAUUGACCUGACUGGUCAGAUUGUGAUUCUGGACGAGGCCCACAACAUCGAGGACUGUGCAAGGGAGAGUUCUAGCUUUAAUCUAGACCACAGCAGUCUGCUGGCAUGUAGGGACGAGCUUGACGGCAUGGUCAACAUCAACAUCAGACGAUCCCAGCACGAGCCACUCAGGAACUUCUGCUAUAGCUUGAUCAACUGGAUCCAGGAGAGCCAAGGCUUGAUGUCUGAACGAGGAUAUGAGACUGCCAGUAAAGUCUGGAAUGGGAAGGAUGUACUGGGCAUCUUUCACAACCUUGGCAUCACUGCUGACACCUUCAGCCUUCUGAAGAAAAACCUGGCAGCAGUUUUAGAGAAGGAGGAGCGUGUUGGUGUGGUCAAUGGAAAAGAGGAUAUGGUUCAGCUCCCAACAAUUAGCUCAGCCUCCUCCAUUGUCCUCAAAAACCUCUUCAUGGUGCUAGGCUUCAUGUUCUCUUCUGAGGACAACUGCAGCUUUGCUGAAGACUACCGGGUAGCUCUGCAGAAGAGCUACGCUUGGACGAACCAGGUCCCACCUGAUGUCCCUGAUGCCCAUGGCUUUUUUGUUCGGCCUCGCCAAAGACAACGCCUGAGUGCCCGAGUCAAGGCAGAAGUCCUAACACUCAGCUUCUGGUGCCUCAACCCUGCUGUGGCUUUCUCUGACUUGAGAAAGUCUGUGCACAGCAUUGUGCUGACAUCAGGAACCCUUUCACCAAUGGGCUCGUUCUCCUCUGAACUUGGAGUGAAGUUCACCAUCCAGCUGGAGGCCAACCAUGUUAUCAACAAGUCCCAGGUUUGGGUGGGCACUAUUGGUUCAGGACCCCAAGGCAGAAAGCUCCUCGCCACCUUCCAACACACUGAAACGUACGCCUUCCAGGAUGAGGUGGGGGCGCUGCUGCUCAAUGUCUGCCAGGUCGUGGCCAAGGGUGUCCUCUGCUUUCUGCCAUCUUAUAAGGCCGCAAACAACUUCAAGGCGUAUACUGCCAUCCAAAGUCCCCCAGCCAAUCAGAAAUAG
Molecule: messenger RNA, 1539 nt
Organism: Notothenia coriiceps (black rockcod)
Lineage: Eukaryota; Metazoa; Chordata; Actinopteri; Perciformes; Nototheniidae
Product: Fanconi anemia group J protein homolog
Exons: 10
Coding region: 1-1539 (512 amino acids)
Biological process (GO): nucleotide-excision repair; double-strand break repair involved in meiotic recombination
Cellular component (GO): nucleus
Molecular function (GO): hydrolase activity, acting on acid anhydrides, in phosphorus-containing anhydrides; ATP binding; DNA binding
Source: RefSeq, a predicted model, not a curated record